CAACCCAACCAACCUUUACUUACAUUACAAUGGCUUCCAUAAACAACCAUUCCUCUCUUAAGAGUAUUAUUUCCUUCAUUGCUCUCCUUUCACUUCUCCAUUUCCCAUUUUCGAGUGCGGUUAAGGGUGGCUAUUGGUUUCCCGAUAGCGGCCUAAUCGCCUCGGAAAUCGACUCCACUCUAUUCACCCAUCUCUUCUGCGCAUUUGCCAACCUUAAUACUCAAACCAACCAACUCUCAGUCCCACAACAAUGCUCCUCAUCCUUCCCUCGAACCGUUCGACAAAGAAACCCGAACGUUAAAGCCCUCCUAUCCAUCGGUGGAGGGAGCGUACCAUCAUCAGAUUUCAACAACAUGGCUAGACAAGCAAGCUCCCGAAGAACCUUCAUCGACUCCUCGAUCAACCUAGCCUUAAACAAUGGUUAUGACGGCCUCGACUUGGACUGGGAGCACCAGUCCACAGUCGAGGAAAUGAACAACUUAGGUACCCUCCUUAAUGAAUGGAGGGCCGCGGUAAGAGCCAAGGCUCCGAAUUUAAUCCUAACCGCGGCCCUCCAUUACUCGCCUAGACCUAACCCAGCAGCCACUUUCCCUACACAAGCCAUAAACAACAACCUAGACUUCCUCAAUGUUAUGGCUUACGACUUCUACGCUCCCGCCUGGUCCCCUCGGCCUUACCUCACUCGACCUCACGCCUCGCUCCGUGACCCUACGAGCAGUGUGAGCGGAAGCAGUGGGAUUUCUGCUUGGAUGCAAGCGGGCGUGCCAGCUAAUAAACUAGUCCUUGGCGUACCCUUCUACGGGUACGCCUGGCAACUAUCGAACCCUAACCAAAACGGUAUUUUAGCACCAUCUAAUGGUGGAGACACCAGUGUUGGUCAGGGUACGCCUAGUUAUAGGCAAAUUAGGGACUUUAUUUCGCAACAAGGUGCAACGGUUGUGUAUAACUCUACGUAUGUUACUAACUAUUGUUACUCCGGGACGACUUGGAUUGGUUAUGAUGAUACACAAGCCAUAUCUACUAAGGUCACUUAUGCUAGGAAUACCGGCUUGCUCGGGUAUUUCGCUUGGAGUCUCGGCCAAGACCGUAAUUGGGCUCUUUCUAGACAAGCUUCACAAACAUGGGGAUCGGGGGCACGAGUAACGGACCCAGAAGUAGAAUGGAAUGUACUACAUCCCUUCAGUUUUUAAUUUCCGCACAAGUGUUAUUGUAUAAGAAAACAAAACUUAUCUUUUUAUGUAUGAGAGUAAGCCUAUUAAGGUUAUGUAUCGAUCAAUGUAUGUAUGUAUGUCUAAUAAGUGUCGUCAUAAUUAAUUAGGUGUGAUGUAUACUCAUACCACAUGAGACACAAAAUAAAUGUAGUGUAUGUACGUCAGGCCCGACUUUAAGGAGGUUUUUCCUCACACACGUAACAGGGCCCCCAAAAAUUAGGGGUCCACAAUUUAAAAAAAAAAAAUCAUUGACUUAAAAAAAAA
Chenopodium quinoa (quinoa) is the source of this 1475-nucleotide messenger RNA. Its product is annotated as chitotriosidase-1-like. Gene Ontology annotation, molecular function: chitin binding; chitinase activity. NCBI's taxonomy places the organism in Eukaryota, Viridiplantae, Streptophyta, Magnoliopsida, Caryophyllales, Amaranthaceae. Gene Ontology annotation, biological process: chitin catabolic process; carbohydrate metabolic process. The transcript is spliced from 2 exons. The coding region runs from base 30 to 1190 and encodes 386 amino acids. The record is from RefSeq and is a predicted model, not a curated record. Gene Ontology annotation, cellular component: extracellular region.